UUCACACAGUAUGGCUACACACUACGAAUGAUGUUGCCACCGAAUUCGAGUAUAAAAGACCAUAGGAAUCCUCUGCUGGGCGGUGUAAAGGCAUCAUCACUCGGACUCCAACAGAAACAUCCUCUUUAUUGCCCGCAACCCACCCAAGCAAGCACUUCUACACCCGGCCAUGAAGAUCACUGCCGUCUCUGCUAUAGCCCUUGCUACCCUCUCCCAGCUCGUGUCCGGAUACGCCAUCAACGGGGACAAUGUCAACUGCCGCACUGGCCCCGGCACUAGCUACGAUGUUGUCCGCAAAUACAACAGCGGUGACGAUGUCACUCUCUCCUGCCAAACCGAAGGCGAUGCAGUCAGGGGCGACUCUCUGUGGGGCAAGACCCAGGACGGCUGCUAUGUUGCCGACUACUACGUUCAGACUGGAACUAGCAACUACGUCGUUGACAAGUGCGGCUCCUCCGGCGGCGGUUCUGGCAACACUGGCGGCAGCGGAUACUGCAAGAAUGUGAACGCUGCCACCCUUGACCUGGUCAAGGACUUCGAGGGCUUCGAGCCGAGCCCCGCACCCGACCCCAUCGGCCUGCCCACUGUCGGCUAUGGCCAUCUGUGCGAGACUAAGGGCUGCGCUGAGGUUUCCUAUAGCUUCCCACUGACCGAGGCCACCGCCGAGUCUCUGCUCAAGGACGACCUUCCCAAGUACUCGUCAUGCCUUGCCACGUACCUCAAGAGCUCGGUUACUCUCAACGACAACCAGUGGGGUGCACUGACUUCGUGGGUGUUCAAUGUUGGCUGCGGCAAUGCCAAGUCGUCGACGCUGGUGUCCCGCCUGAAUGCCGGCGAGAACCCGAACGACGUGGCUUCUUCCGAGCUCCCGCAGUGGCGCCUGGCUGGUGGCCGGGUGUUCAGUGGGCUUGUCCGUCGCCGUGCGGCUGAGGUCAAGCUGUUCACCACCCCUUCGUCGAGCCAGGCCUUCCCCAACUGCCAGUAAUUCUGCUAUCUGGAUCAUGCUUUUAAACGUCUUUUCCAAAUGGACUAAGCGAUAAUGUGCUUACCCUAAUAGUAAGCAAUGAUUCCCACAUAUUCAAUGGUUUCCACAGCCUGGCGUGCUAUUCUAAAUGGGAAUGGCCCUGGAAAGUGUAUGGCUACAAAGGCUUCGUCUUGGUUGUGGACAGAUUUCGAGUGAAGAAUGCAUGAAUAUACCAUAUGAAUGAGGUGAAAAUAAAACACUCGUUGGGGCCGUGUGUUGAAAACAUAGUGUAUCGUUAGAAGUAACAAGUACAGCGCUUGUGCUAUUUAUCAUAUGCUAUGGCUGGGGCUGGUUCGUGAGCGAGUGUGUCUCUUGGCUAAGUGGUUUGUUGUAUGGUUUAACGAUACAGGGACCACGACCAUGUUU
Messenger RNA from Linderina pennispora, 1390 nucleotides. Its product is annotated as family 24 glycoside hydrolase. The coding region runs from base 170 to 985 and encodes 271 amino acids. Gene Ontology annotation, molecular function: lysozyme activity. Gene Ontology annotation, biological process: peptidoglycan catabolic process; cell wall macromolecule catabolic process. The record is from RefSeq and is a predicted model, not a curated record. The transcript has a single exon. Lineage: Eukaryota; Fungi; Kickxellomycota; Kickxellomycetes; Kickxellales; Kickxellaceae.